This is a messenger RNA of Sparassis crispa, 1131 nucleotides long. Its product is annotated as FK506-binding protein. The record is from RefSeq and is a predicted model, not a curated record. Bases 1 to 1131 code for a protein of 376 amino acids. The transcript has 9 exons. NCBI's taxonomy places the organism in Eukaryota, Fungi, Basidiomycota, Agaricomycetes, Polyporales, Sparassidaceae. Gene Ontology annotation, molecular function: peptidyl-prolyl cis-trans isomerase activity; macrolide binding. Gene Ontology annotation, cellular component: nucleolus; chromatin.
AUGGCCCUCGCUAUUGCCGUUUGGAGUAUCGCUGCGAAGCCUGGAGAACCGACGGCUUUCUCCCCCGCGGGCGACCUCAGGAUCACGAACGUCGCACUGGGCGACCAGCUCGCGGACGAGACCGGUCGUACGGUCCUCAAGCUCGUUUACCAAACUGCAGGCGCUCCUGAGGAGGACGACGAGGAUGAGGAAUCGGUCGAUAUUGAACCAGUAACUUCCACGGUGAUCUGCUCGCUCACCCCCGGCAAGAUUGAGCAAGCGACCGUGGACCUGGUCCUUGAGGGCGAGCAGGAUUAUCUGCUGGAGAUCGUUGGCAAAAACACCCUCUAUCUGACUGGAAACUACAUCGACCAGAUGCCAUCUGACCAGCCGCCAUAUGAUGAUGAAUCUGACCUGGAAGAGGACGCGUUCCAUCUCGACGAAGUGAGCUCAGAUGUCGAGGUCCAUCCGGAUGAGAUGGACAUCGUCAGCGAACCCGAGGCACGUAUCGAAGAGAUCCACUCCGGUGCGGAAGAGGGAGCAGCGAAGGAGAAGGCUCCGAAAAAGGACGCAGGCAAGAAGCGUCCCCGCGAGGAGGACGAGGCCGACGGUGCCCCCGAAAAGAUCUCAAAAGCCGAGCGCAAGAAGCGCAACAAAAAGCUGAAGGCCGAGGGCGGCCAAGCAGUCGCUCCCCCCACCGAGGAGAAGCCAGCGGAGAAGAAGGAGAAGAAGGAAAAGAAGGAAAAGGUGAAGGUGAAGGGUGUUGAGGGCGAAAAGACUGAGGGCAAGAAGGAGAAAGGUGAGAAGGAGAAGGGCGAGACGAAAGUGCUUGAGGGUGGCGUCAAGAUCUAUGACCACAAGGUCGGCACCGGCCCUCAGGCAAAAAAAGGCGACCGCGUCGCCAUGAGAUAUAUUGGCAAGCUGGAGAACGGGAAGGUAUUUGACCAGAACUCGAAAGGAAAGCCUUUCUCAUUCCACUUGGGUGGCGGGGAGGUCAUCAAAGGGUGGGAUGUUGGCAUUGUUGGCAUGCACGUCGGCGGCGAGCGCCUGCUCACCAUUCCUGCUCCUAUGGCAUACGGGAAGCAGAAACAAACCGGUAUCCCUGCGAACUCUACUUUGACCUUCGAGGUCAAACUGGUUGGGAUCAACUGA